GGGCAAAGCAACCGACGAACUUGGAUUGAUAAUCAGUCGUACAGUGUCAUCACAAUCGGAAGGUUCUGCGGAUAUUAGUUAACACUUUAACGUGCAAUUUCUGGCGAGAGUCCUCCUCACACAAGUAGUUCGUAAGAUGGGUUUGAAGUUGAAAUGGUUUCGACGGCGGAUCACCUUCGAUGGGAUACCAUCGGCACCGGAGCGGGACAUUCGACGAAAAGAGGCAACAGCAGGAACAGUGAUCGGAGUCUAUCGAAAGAGUGCGCACUUUGAGGAUUACAUUGAACCCGUCCGUUCGUCCUACUGGGAACCUCCACCGCAAGCAAUCGCUCGUGCCACAAUUCGCUCAAACGGCAACCUACCAACCACGUCUACAGACAGUCCCUCGUCCAACUCGUACUCCUCGUCCUCGUCCACGCUGCGGGCCCGAGUGUCAGCGCAACGUGCAACACGGUCGCCACCAGUAUCGCCGGCACCCGUCGUACCUGCCGGAAUCUCCUCCGUUAGCAGACCCGUCUCAAUGGGCAAUGUCGUCAUGGAGGCAGAUAGCCGUGAUAAGAUAGUACGUCCUCCAGUCGAACGAUUGCAGCUUAAUGCGGCCGAGUACGACACGCCACCCGAGCCGAACUAUGCCGCACCGAAGCCACCCGCCAGAAAGGGGGUUUCCAAGGCGAAAUCUUUGGGAAAUCUGACCAACGAAGAAGCCACGAACAGCGUGAGUAAACAUUUCGGUGAUGAGCUGCACGAAUUGCGAUCACCACAAUCGGUGGAAGUGUUGAGUGAUCCUACUCCGAGAGUCGCUUCAACAACAUCCUCACCUCCAUCGUCGCCUAUACAUGUAGUGCCGAUUACACCGAUUCCGCGGACGACCUCUAGCAAUUCCUUGCCAUUGCGCGAAGCUGCUCCAAGUCCUGUCCAUCGGGACGUUAGCAACGAACCGGAGUACAUCGUUCCGCUGGCUGCCGAGGAACGGCAGCAACUCGACGAGCCGAUCUACGAUUCUUUCGAUGCUAUCUUCGAACGUGUGAAGAUGCGCAAACCUGUUAGUCCUGCCCCAGAGCGUGAUAGCAUGUCGACGCGACCUGAGACAUCAUCACCUGUACUACCUCACCGAGAACCAGUGGUACAGAAGGCGUCUGAAGAUGAUACGAUAUUCGAGAGAGUGAAGAUUUCUAGCUCUCCUACUCUUGGCUCGCAACGGUCUACGGGAACCCGUACACCGUCUCCGACACCAUCACCAUCACCAUCACCAUCACCGUCACCGUCACCUCCACCAAGGCAGAAACCGAUACUUAAAGUAGCGAUCGCAUCGAAUCCACCAACAUCUCCUCCACAACCGAAAUCGAUCCUUAAAAAGCGUGCUCCACCACCACCACAAACUCCGGUCGAGGCUACCUCCAGCAUGGUCGAAUUCACCAACGAAAUAGCCCCGGCGAUACCGACACCUCCUCCAAGAUCAAUACGAGCUACCACUCCGCAAGAUACUCCCGUUACACCUUCAGAGCGUAAGAUCGUCGAGUUCCCUGCAACAGACAUCCAACAACCUCCUACUACGACGCCGAAUGGUAGAGAUUCCGAUUCGGAUUCGGAUGACGACUUCAACUGGGACUUUGUGCAGAAGCACCGGUCCAGCAUUAAUCAAACAGUGGCCGCACAGACGCAGAUCGAUCCGGAUGUGCUGCGGAACGCUCCCGCAUCGCUCCGCACCGGCAUGACACAGGCAGUAGCCUCGCCACGCAACCUUCCGGAACCGGUUGCCCAACCGCGAACACUACGGGGCAUGCGAAAUCAAAGAGCGCACGGGCAGUUGGAAAACAUUGGCCGGAAUGAUGCUCCGGCUCAGCUUCCACCACCAAGAGCGCGUGCCAGUGACUCAAACGCGUCGGAAACGUCCGCCUAGAAAGCUUUUGCCCAGAAUCGAACGAAUAAAUAUUAUGAAGCUUAUCUGUUUAGGGAGGUUUUCUUUAGGAAAGUGGAAUAAUUGGCAAAGUGAGAGUGUAAACAAAAUACUGACUCAUCGCGUGUGAGUCACGAGCGUUCCUUGCCAAAAAAAAA
Messenger RNA from Anopheles stephensi (Asian malaria mosquito), 2055 nucleotides. Its product is annotated as proline-rich protein 36-like. The coding region runs from base 137 to 1900 and encodes 587 amino acids. The transcript has 3 exons. The record is from RefSeq and is a predicted model, not a curated record. Lineage: Eukaryota; Metazoa; Arthropoda; Insecta; Diptera; Culicidae.